This is a messenger RNA of Botrytis porri, 1050 nucleotides long. RefSeq lists its product as uncharacterized. Gene Ontology annotation, cellular component: mitochondrion. The record is from RefSeq and is a predicted model, not a curated record. Gene Ontology annotation, molecular function: oxidoreductase activity. The transcript has a single exon. Lineage: Eukaryota; Fungi; Ascomycota; Leotiomycetes; Helotiales; Sclerotiniaceae. Bases 1 to 1050 code for a protein of 349 amino acids.
AUGCCCUCCACCCCCCUCUCACACCCUCUCCCCCAAACCAUCAAAGCCCUCCUCCAACCCGACAUCCACAGUCCCAAACUCAUCCUCGCCACAAUUCCCACCCCUGUAGCCACCCCAGGAACCACCGAACACCUCAUCCACGUACACUCCACCUCUCCCUGCGCCGGCGAACUCACCUGGACAGCCAACCUCUCCGCCUACACUUCUCUCCUCCCAACUCUCUCCCCCUCCUCCGUAACUUCAAAACUACAAAUCCCAUGCUACGACCUCUCCGGCACCGUUGUCACGGCACCCCCCAAUUCUCCUUUCCCUCCCGGCACAGAGAUAUAUACUCGAACAUCUUUUUCCCGUCCCGGAAACGCUCGCGCAUACACCAUCGCGCUAGCAUCCGAGCUGGCCCGGAAACCGAAAAAUCUCUCCUGGGAAGAGGCAGCCAGUAUACCACUUAGCGCACUUACAGCAUGGCAGGCACUGUAUAUACAUGGAGGUCUGCGCUGCGUGUAUGCACUCGAUGCGAAGAUAGAGAAUGAGAGGAAGACGGUGUUGAUUAAUGCCGCGUCUGGGGGGGUCGGAACGCUAUUAGUGCAGUUUGCGAAGGCGGGGGGGGUCGGAGAAGUGAUUGGGGUUUGUUCUGCGGGGAAUGUGGAGAUGGUGGGGGGAUUGGGAGCGGAUGUGGUGUUGGAUUAUGGGAGGGAGGGAGUGGGGGCUUGGGGGAAGAGAACGGGGAGGAAGGUGGAUUUGGUGGUGGAUUUACUGGGGGGGGAGAGUUUGGUGCAGGCGUGGAAGGUGGUGAAGAGGGGGGGGAGAGUGGUGAGUGUUAAGGAGGAUCCGAGUGUGUGGAGACCGAGGGAAGGGGUGGCAGAGGAUGUGGAGGGAAGGUUUUUUGUCAUGGAGCCUGAAGGGUGGCAGUUGGAGGAAACGGCGAAGUUGAUUGAGAAGGGGCAGGUGAAGGCUACGCUUGAUAGUGUGUGGCCGUUGCGGGAUUUUGAAAAAGCAUUUGCUAUUGUUGAGGGAGGUCAUGCGAGAGGGAAGGUUAUAAUUAACGUUUGA